AUGCCUGGUGCACAAAAAGGGGAAUGUUUGGAAGAUGUGGACCCAAUGCCCUGCUUGGCUCCUCUCGAGAAGGAGAGGAUUGAAGCCAUGAACAAGCCCUACGACAUCAAGAGGUCCUGCUUGGUCAAAGACGAGAAGGAGGACUUCAUUGCUGGGGAGAUCCAGUCUGAACAGGGCGACCAGGUCACUGUAAAGACGGUCACCAACCAGGCGCUCACCUUGAAGAGGGAUGAUGUCCAGCAGAUGAACCCUCCCAAAUUCUACCAGGCCGGUGACAUGGCAGACAUGACCUUCUUGAACGAGGCCAGCAUCUUGAACAAUCUACGCCAACGCUACACCAGCAUGAGGAUCUAUACCUACUCAGGCUUGUUCUGCGUGACGGUCAACCCCUACAAAUGGCUGCCCAUCAAUGCGGCCCGUGUGGCCAACAUGUACAAGGGCAAGAAGCAUACAGAGAUGCCACCCCACCUCUUCUCCAUCUCUGACAACGCCUACCAUGAUAUGCUCAUGGAUCGUGAAAAUCAGUCUAUGCUAAUCACUGGAGAAUCUGGUGCUGGCAAGAUGGGGAACACAAAGAAGGUCAUUCAGUACUUUGCCAACAUUGGAGGAACUGGCAAACAGUCCGCGGAUGGGAAGGGGUCCCUGGAGGAUCAAAUCAUCCAGGCGAACCCUGUGCUGGAAGCCUUUGGGAAUGCCAAGACCACCAGGAACAACAACUCCUCUCGCUUCAUAAGUGGCAAGUGCAUCCGAAUCCUCUUUGGAACAACGGGCAAACUGGCUGAAGCUGACAUCGAGAGCUAUCUCUUAGAGAAAUCUCGGGUCUUCUCACAGCAGUCAGCCGAGAGAAGCUACCACAUUUUCUACCAGAUUCUCUCCAACAAGAAGCCUGAACUUAUUGAAAGUCUGCUGCUGGUCCCCAACCCCAAGGAGUACCACUGGGUGAGCCAAGGCGUGACCACGGUGGGCAACAUGGACGACGGGGAGGAGCUGCAGAUCACAGAUGUUGCAUUUGACGUGCUGGGCUUCACUGCCGAGGAGAAGAUUGGCGUCUGUAAGCUGACCAGGGUGGUCAUGCCCUUUGGGAACAUGAAGUUCAAGCAGAAGCCCCGAGAGGAGCAAGCUGAAGUGGAUACCACCGAGGUGGCCAACAAAGUUGCCCAUCUCAUGGGUCUCAUUUCUGGGGCGCUCCAGAAGGGCAUCACCAGACCCCAGGUCAAAGUAGGCAAUGAGUUUGUACAAAAGGGCCAGAACAUGGAGCAGUGCAACAACUCCAUUGGGGCUCUGGGCAAGGCCGUCUAUGACAAGAUGUUCAAGUGGCUGGUGGUCAGGAUUAACAAGACCUUGGACACCAAGAUGCAGAGGCAGUGCUUCACCGGGGUGCUGGACAAUGCCAGCUUUGAGAUCUUUGAGUUCAACAUCUUUGAGCAACUGUGCAUCAACUUCACCAACGAGAAGCUACAACAGUUCUUCAACCACCACAUGUUCGUGCUGGAGCAGGAGGAGUACAAGAGGGAGGGCAUCGAAUGGGUCUUCAUUGACUUUGGCCUUGACCUGCAGGCCUGUAUUGACCUCCUGGAAAAGCCCAUGGGUAUUUUCUCCAUCUUGGAGGAGCAGAACGUCUUCCCCAAAGCCACGGACGCCACGUUCAAGGCAGUCCUGUAUGAUAACUGCCUGGGCAAGUCCAGCAACUUCCUCAAGCCCAAGGGGGGCAAGGGGCACGGGGCCCACUUCGAGCUCGUCCACUACACAGGUACUGUGGGUUACAACAUCAUGGGCUGGCUGGAGAAGAACAAAGACCCCCUGAAUGAAACCGUGGUGGGCUUGUUCCAGAAAUCGACCGUCGCGAUCCUCGCCCUUCUCUUCAAAGAAGAGCAGGCUCUAACUGGAAGGAAGAAGCAGAAGAGAGGGUCCUCCUUCAUGAUAGUCUCCAACUUCUACAGGGAGCAGCUGAACAAGCUGAUGACCACCCUCCACAGCACGUCUCCCCACUUUGUCCGCUGUAUUGUCCCCCAUGAGUUCAAGCAAUCAGGCGUGGUGGAUGCCCACCUCAUCAUGCACCAGCUGGCUUGCAACAGUGUCUUGGAGGGCAUCUGUAUUUGCAGGAAGGGCUUCCCCAACAGGCUGCAGUACCCAGAGUUCAAACAGAGGUACCAAGUGCUGAACCCCAAUGUGAUUCCUCAGGGCUUUGCGGACAACAAGAAGGCCUCAGAGCUACUGCUCAAGGCCAUUGACCUGGAUGUGAACGAAUACAAAAUUUGACAUACCAAGGUGUUCUUCCAAGCGGGCAUUCUGGCCAAGCUUGAGGACAUGCGGGACGAGCGUCUGGCCAAGAUCAUGACCACAUUGCAGUGCCGCCUCCGAGGCUUCCUCAUGAGGGUCGAGUUCAAGAAGAUGCUGGAAAGAAGAAUUGGCCUGAGAGUCAUCCAGGGGAAUGUACGCAAGUUCCUGCAGCUGCGUUUCUGGGGCUGGUGGAAGCUCUUCAAUAAGGUCAAGCCGCUCCUGCAUGUGGCUCGGCAAGAGGAGGAGACGAAGGCCGAGGAGGAGGAGCUGAGGGUGGCCAUGUCCAAGACGCAGGAAUUGAUGAGUAAGGUCAAGGACCUGGAGGAGGAAACAGCCACGCUUAGCCAGGAGAAGAAUGACCUCACCAUCCAGCUGCAGGCUGUACAACAAGAGAACCUGAUGGACGCAGAGGAGCGCCUCACCCAGUUGAUGAAGACCAAGAUGGAGCUGGAGAGCCAGAUCUCCGAUAUGGGGGAGCGGCUAGAGGAACAGGAAGGCAUAUUGGCCUUGCUGAGCGCCACCAAGCACAAGCUGGAGGGGGAGAUGAGCGACCUGCAGCGCGACCUGGAGCACCUUGAGACCACACUGGCCAAGACAGAGAAGGAGAAGCAGGCCCUGGAGCAUAAGGUCCACACCCUGACCAGGGACCUCUCACUCCGUGAAGACUCCAUCGCCAAGCUCCAGAAAGAGAAGUGGGCUCUGGAGGAGCUGCACCAGAAAACCCUGGACGACCUGCAAGCUGAAGAAGACAAGGUGAACCACCUGACCAAGAACAACAGCAAGCUCAGUACUCAGAUCCACCAGCUGGAGGACAACUGGGAGCAAGAAAAGAAGAUCCGGGCGGAGGUGGAGAAGGCUCGCCAGAAAGCCGAGAGUGACUUGAAGACGACCAUCGAUAACCUCAAUGAGAUGGAGAGGUCCAAGCUGGAUCUGGAGGAGGUGGUAAAAAAGCGAGACAUGGAAAUCAAUUCUGGCAACUCUAAAUCUGAGGACAAGCAGUCUCUGAAUUCCACCCUGCAGCGGAAACUGAAGGAACACCAGGCCCGCAUCAAGGACCUGGAGAAAGAACUGGAAGCCAAGAGGGCAAUGAAAGCCAAGGUGGAAAAACAAUACAGCGACUUGUCCCGGGACCUUGAAGACCUCAGCAACAGGCUGGAGGAGGCUGGUGGAGCCACGUCUGCUCAGAUCGAGCAGAACCUCAAGCGGGAGGCCUAGCUGCUGAAGCUGUGGCGCAAGCUGGAGGAGGCGGCCCUGCAGAGCGAGGCGACGGCCUCCACACUGCGCAGAAAGCACAUGGACUCCAUGGCCACGCUGACAGAGCACGUGGAGAACCUGCAGAGGGUCAAGUCCAAGCUGGAGAAGGACAAGCAGGUCAUGAAGGCUGAGAUCGACUACCUCAACGCCAGCAUGGAGACCAUGCAGAAGUCCAGGAUGAACGCCGAGGUCCACAUCCGGAAGCUGGAAGAUAAUUUGUCGAAAGCCAACUCCAAGGUGGCUGAGCUGGAGAGAAACCAAGUGGAAAUCAAUGCUAUCAGGACCGCCUCCAAGGCUGAAAACAGUGAAGUGAGCUGGGAACAUGAAGAAUCCCAGAGCCGCCUCAACCAGACCCUGAGGAUAAAGACAUCUCUGACGUCACAAGUGGAUGAUUACAAGAGGCAGCUGGAUGAAGAGUCGAAGUCUCGCAGCACUGCCACGGUGAGUCUGGCCAACACCAAGCAUGACCUGGACCUGCUGAAGGAGCAGCUGGAGGAGGAGCAGGGCGGGAAGUCAGAGCUUCAGCGCCUCAUGUCCAAGCUCAACACGGAGGUGACCACCUGGAGGACCAAAUACAAGACUGACGCCAUCCAGAGGACCAAGGAGCUAGAGGAGACCAAGAGGAAGCUGGCUGCCAGGCUCCAGGAGGUGGAAGAGGCAGCUGAAACUGCCCAGGCCCGGGCCGCCUCCCUCAAGAAAAAUAAGCAGAGACUCCAGGCCGAAGUCGAGGACCUCACCGUCAACUUAGGGAAGGCCAAUGCUGCAGCCGCCGCCCUGGACAAGAAGCAGCUCUUCGACAAGAUGCUGGCUGAGUGGCAGCAGAAGUGUGAGGAGCUGCAGGUGGAGGUGGACAGCUCGCAGGAGUGCUGCAUGUACAUGACGGAGAGCUUCAAGAUCAAGACCACCUACGAGGAGUCCCUGGAGCACCUGGAGUCGGUCAAGAAGGAGAACAAGACCCUGCAGAGAGAGUCUGAGUAGGAGAUAAAGGACCUAAUUGAUCAGCUGGGCGAGGGAGGACGGAGUGUGCAUGAGCUGCAGAAGUUGAAGAAAAAACUGGAGAAUGAGAAGGAAGAACUCCAGGUGGCUCCGGAGGAAGCGGAGUCUUCCCUGGAGGUUGAAGACAGCAAGGUGAUUCGAAUUCAGCUGGAACUGGCUCAGGUGAAAGCUAACAUUGACCAGAGAAUCCAUGAGAAAGAAGAGGAAUUUGAAGCUACAAGGAAGAACCACCAGUGGACCAUCGAGUCCUUGCAGGCCAGCCUGGAGGCAGAGGCCAAGGGCUGGGCCGAGGCACUCCGACUCAAGAAGAAGAUGGAAACAGACUUGGAUGAGAUGGAAAUCCAGCUGGACCACGCCAACAAGAAUAACAGCGAGCUGGUGAAGACACUGAAAAGGCUGCAGCAGCAAAUCAAGGACCUGCAGGUCCAGAUGGAUGAGGACGCCUGGCAGCAUGAGGAGCUGUGGGAGCAGAAAAACUUGCAGGAGUGGCGCCUGAGCCUGCUGCAGACGGAGCUGGAGGAGGUGCGCUCCGCCCUGGAGGGCAGCGAGCGCUCACGCAAGCUGCUGGAGCAGGAGGUGGUGGAGAUCACCGGGAGGCACAACGAGCUCAAUGUCCAGAACCAAAGCCUCCUUGUGGUCAAGCGCAAGCUGGAGUCUCACAUCCAGCGCAUCUCCAACAAACAGGAGGAGCUCAUCAGUGAGUUCUGCUCAGUUGACGAGAGGGCCAAGAAAGCCAUGACAGACGCUACCCGCAUGGCAGAAGAACUCCGGCAAGAGCAGGACCACUGCAUGCACCUGGAGAAAAUCAAGAAGAACUAUGAGGCCAACAUCAAAGACUUGCAGGCCAAGAUGGAGGAGACCGAGCAGCUGGCUCUGAAAGGAGGGAAGCGUACAAUCCUGAAGCUGGAGGCCAGGAUCAAGGAAUUAGAGACAGAGCUGGACGGUGAGCAGAAACAGCACACGGAGACAGUCAAGACGCUGAGCAAGAAUGAGCGCCGCCUCAAGGAGCUGGUCUUCCAGAUGGAGGAGGACCACAAGACCAACCAGCGCAUGCAGGAGCUGGUGGAGAAGCUGCAGAACAAGCUGAAGGUCUACAAGCGGCAGAUUGAGGAGGUGGAGGAGCAGGCCAACCAGACCCUGGCAAGAUACAGGAAGACAGUGCACGAACUGGAUGAUGCUGAGGAGCGGGCAGGAACGGCAGAGACCACGCUGAACACGCUGCGCACCAGACACCGCAUGGCCAGCAAAGGCAUCACCUCUGUGGAGAUCAUCCAGGUGUCCAAGGCAGGCUCCUCCAAAACCCUUUCUGAGGAGUGA
Molecule: messenger RNA, 5847 nt
Organism: Trichechus manatus latirostris (Florida manatee)
Lineage: Eukaryota; Metazoa; Chordata; Mammalia; Sirenia; Trichechidae
Product: myosin-16-like
Cellular component (GO): myosin filament; myosin II complex; cytoplasm
Molecular function (GO): microfilament motor activity; actin filament binding; ATP binding
Source: RefSeq, a predicted model, not a curated record